AACCCACAAGAAUUCAUUCCCUCACAAACACAACACUCUCUCUCUUAUUUCGAAACACAAAUUACUACAAUGGCGCCAAAGGCAGAGAAGAAACCAGCAGAGAAGAAGCCUGUAGAGGAGAAGAAAACCGUCGUGGCUGAAAAAACCCCGGCCGAGAAAAAACCCAAGGCCGGGAAGAAGCUUCCUAAGGAAGCCGGCGCCGGCGCCACCGACAAGAAAAAGAAGAGAAGCAAGAAGAAUGUGGAGACAUACAAGAUCUACAUCUUCAAGGUUUUGAAGCAGGUUCAUCCUGAUAUCGGCAUCUCAAGCAAGGCCAUGGGGAUUAUGAACUCGUUCAUCAACGACAUCUUUGAGAAGCUUGCUCAAGAAUCCUCGAAACUUGCGAGGUACAACAAGAAGCCGACGAUCACCUCCAGGGAAAUUCAGACGGCGGUGAGGUUGGUUUUGCCCGGAGAAUUGGCAAAGCAUGCUGUUUCAGAGGGGACGAAAGCUGUCACCAAAUUUACCAGUUCUUAGAUUAAUGUAUAUAAGAAUUGACUAACAAAUUACGCAACUUUGUUGAGUAAGAUCAUGUUUGGUUGUUAGCGUAGAAAUUGUAAUAUCUUUAUUGAAAGUUAAAACAUGGGUUUAAUCAGA
This is a messenger RNA of Lactuca sativa (garden lettuce), 636 nucleotides long. RefSeq names its product putative histone H2B.1. The record is from RefSeq and is a predicted model, not a curated record. Gene Ontology annotation, cellular component: nucleosome. NCBI's taxonomy places the organism in Eukaryota, Viridiplantae, Streptophyta, Magnoliopsida, Asterales, Asteraceae. Gene Ontology annotation, molecular function: DNA binding; protein heterodimerization activity; structural constituent of chromatin.